AGCCGAGCGGCGGGCGGGCGGCGGGAUCCGACGUCUGCGCUGGACCCUGUCGACUGAACCCAGCGCGGCGGCUGCUAGGGCGGCGCGGCCCCGGCGCUGGGCCAGGACGCAGAGGCGAGCAGGGACCAGCGGGCGGCCGGCCGCGCAGGAAGAUGGGGAACCGGGAGAUGGAGGAGCUGAUCCCGCUGGUGAACCGUCUGCAGGACGCCUUCUCGGCGCUGGGACAGAGCUGCCUGCUGGAGCUGCCGCAGAUCGCCGUGGUGGGCGGCCAGAGCGCCGGCAAGAGCUCGGUGCUCGAGAACUUCGUGGGCAGGGACUUUCUCCCUCGAGGGUCAGGCAUCGUAACGAGACGGCCUCUUGUGCUGCAGCUUGUUACUUCCAAAGCAGAAUAUGCUGAAUUUCUACAUUGUAAAGGAAAAAAAUUUACAGAUUUUGAUGAAGUUCGCCAUGAGAUUGAAGCAGAAACAGAUCGAGUGACUGGAAUGAAUAAAGGCAUUUCCUCCAUACCCAUUAAUUUACGAGUCUAUUCCCCACAUGUGUUAAAUCUAACCCUUAUUGACCUACCUGGAAUUACGAAAGUGCCUGUGGGAGAUCAGCCUCCAGAUAUUGAGUAUCAGAUCAGAGAAAUGAUUAUGCAGUUCAUCACACGGGAGAACUGCCUGAUUCUAGCUGUGACCCCGGCCAACACUGAUCUUGCAAACUCAGAUGCAUUGAAGCUAGCUAAAGAAGUCGAUCCUCAAGGUCUAAGAACCAUUGGAGUCAUUACCAAACUGGAUCUUAUGGAUGAAGGAACAGAUGCCAGGGAUGUUCUAGAGAACAAGCUGCUGCCUCUUCGCAGGGGUUACGUGGGGGUUGUAAACAGAAGCCAGAAGGACAUAGAUGGAAAGAAGGACAUUAAAGCUGCCAUGUUGGCAGAAAGGAAAUUUUUUCUCUCGCACCCGGCUUACAGACAUAUUGCUGAUCGGAUGGGGACCCCACACCUGCAGAAGGUCCUUAAUCAGCAACUCACGAACCACAUUCGAGAUACCCUGCCAAACUUCAGGAACAAACUACAGGGACAGUUGCUCUCCAUAGAACAUGAAGUGGAAGCCUAUAAAAACUUCAAGCCGGAAGACCCCACCAGGAAGACCAAGGCACUGCUACAGAUGGUUCAGCAAUUUGCUGUGGACUUUGAGAAGAGAAUUGAAGGGUCAGGGGAUCAGGUCGAUACCCUGGAGCUCUCAGGGGGUGCUAAGAUCAAUCGUAUCUUCCAUGAACGCUUUCCUUUUGAGAUAGUAAAGAUGGAGUUCAAUGAGAAAGAAUUGCGAAGAGAAAUAAGCUAUGCAAUCAAAAACAUACAUGGUAUCAGGACAGGGUUGUUUACUCCAGACAUGGCCUUUGAAGCAAUAGUCAAAAAACAAAUCGUAAAGCUGAAAGGGCCUUCCUUGAAGAGUGUAGAUCUGGUAAUACAAGAAUUAAUCAACACCGUCAAGAAGUGUACCAAAAAACUGGCAAACUUCCCCAGACUCUGCGAGGAAACGGAAAGGAUUGUUGCUAACCACAUUCGAGAGCGAGAAGGGAAGACGAAGGACCAGGUACUGCUAUUGAUUGACAUCCAAGUCUCCUACAUCAACACCAACCACGAAGAUUUCAUCGGCUUCGCAAAUGCUCAGCAGAGGAGCAGUCAGGUUCACAAGAAAAACACAAUUGGAAAUCAGGGAACCAAUCUUCCGCCUUCAAGGCAAAUUGUGAUUCGCAAGGGGUGGCUAACCAUCAGCAACAUUGGCAUCAUGAAAGGAGGCUCCAAGGGUUACUGGUUCGUCCUUACUGCUGAAAGCUUGUCCUGGUAUAAAGAUGAUGAGGAAAAAGAAAAGAAGUAUAUGCUCCCCUUGGACAACCUGAAAGUGCGAGAUGUGGAAAAGAGCUUUAUGUCUAGCAAGCAUAUCUUUGCGCUCUUUAAUACUGAACAAAGGAAUGUUUACAAAGACUAUCGCUUCCUCGAGCUGGCAUGUGAUUCACAGGAGGAUGUAGACAGCUGGAAGGCAUCUCUACUAAGAGCUGGGGUUUAUCCUGAUAAAUCUUUAGGGAACAACAAAACUGAAAGCGAUGAGAAUGGCCAAGCAGAAAACUUUUCGAUGGACCCGCAACUGGAGAGGCAAGUGGAGACCAUUCGCAACCUCGUAGACUCCUACAUGUCUAUUAUCAACAAAUGUAUCCGAGAUCUAAUUCCAAAAACGAUAAUGCACCUUAUGAUCAAUAAUGUUAAAGAUUUCAUCAAUUCAGAGCUCCUAGCACAGUUAUAUUCUUCAGAGGACCAAAAUACUCUGAUGGAGGAAUCUGCUGAGCAGGCUCAGCGCCGGGACGAGAUGCUUCGAAUGUACCAGGCCCUUAAAGAAGCCCUUGUGAUCAUUGGCGACAUCAACACCGCCACUACGUUCACCCCAGCGCCGCCACCGGUGGACGACUCCUGGAUACAGCACUCCCGCAGGUCGCCCCCUCCCAGCCCCACCACCCAGCGGAGGCCGACGCUCAGCGCCCCGCUCGCUCGGCCCACGGCCGGCCGAGGGCCCGCGCCCGCCAUCCCCUCCCCGGGGCCCCACUCGGGGGCGCCCCCGGUCCCCUUCCGGCCCGGCCCGUUGCCUCCUUUCCCCAGCGCCAGCGACGCGCUCGGAGCGCCGCCGCAGGUCCCGUCCCGGCCCACGCGGGCCCCGCCCAGCGUCCCCAGACUUCAUUGCUCCACUCACUGAAGUGUUACGAGAGUAAGAUGGAAGUGAGUAUGUCAUUGAACACCUGGAUGAGUGGCUAAAAAAUAGUCCCACAGAGAGUAGGGUACCGAGCUAACCUCACAGUCCCAUGGCUUGCUGUAAUGUUGAGUUCAUUACCAGUCCAGUUAGAAAGAGGAAAUUAAAGUGUCGACUUCUGUUGGAAACCCAGUGGGAAAGCUUCAUUUGGCCUGCUGUUUUCCUACUAACAGAGCUGCUCGUUGCAAUGGAGAGUUUACUGUAUCUUCUCUAACAGUAAGUCAUCCAGAGAGGCCGAGGUCAAAAGGAAGCACAACUCUGGACCCUUAUUUCACAACCCAUGGGCCUGACAAGAUGCAACCCAGGCUAGAGAUGUGGGGAAAGAUCCAGCAAACCAAAUCUUAUUUACCCUGGACCCAGUUCAGAAUAAAUCAGCACUUCAGUUGCACCUAACUCUGAGACAGAGGGAAAUCCCACAGAAUGCUGGGGCCACCAUGGACCAGACCCAGGCUCAGGUUUCCCUGGGCCUAGAAAGGCUAUCACAUGAGAAUAUUCACCUGGAGCAAAUUCUUAUUUACAAAUCCUUGUCUCCAAGAUCGACACUUAACGUUUUCUGCAUUGUAAUUGCAUUGUUCAUUUGAUCUCAUCACCUUCUAAUUUCCUUCAUCUUAAAAAAAUUUCACCUGUCACGCUUCUGUAUCAGCUCUCUCUCCCCCUAUGGAGUUUUCACAACAUUUAUUGAAAUCUUUGGAAAUUACCCAGUGUCACAAAAUCAGGGUUAGGAAACAAAUACUCAAGUUAUAAAGGUAUUUGGCUCUAGGGCUGUUGCCAGUUCUCCUGAAUAUGAUUUCAUGGAUUUAUCAUUUCAUGGUACAAAAUAAAAGAUUUUGGAGUGGGCGCCAAUGGAUCAUACCUAGCACCCUGCUGGGAGCCAAGGAAAGUCCUGAGAAUUGCUGACCUUGCCGUGUGGUAUUCCCUCAUUUCCUCUGCAUGCCUGCACGUCUCUGUGUCUGAUUUGAAUUUGACUUUUGUGGGAUAUUUUUGCAUGCUCUUAUUUGGAUUUGUUUUAUAAUUUACGCAUUGUUUUCUUCCUUUGCAUCUGUGUUUUUCUUUUUGUUAUUUUGUUUUGUUUUGUUUUGUUUUCACUAGGCGACCCCCUCCUGCCGUUCCAGGACGACCAUCCUAACCCCCAUCAUUCAUCUCCUUUUGUUUCCAACAACAUGUCUACCGUGGUAUUUAAAAGCCUCUCAUUUGCACUAUAUUGUCAUAUGUACAUAAAAGCUUUUAUUUUUGAUCCAUGUCUAUAAUAAAAACAAAGUUUAUUCUAUAUAAAAAAAAA
Messenger RNA from Equus quagga, 4059 nucleotides. It is a transcript of the gene DNM3, whose product is annotated as dynamin 3. Gene Ontology annotation, molecular function: microtubule binding; GTP binding; GTPase activity. The coding region runs from base 153 to 2726 and encodes 857 amino acids. The transcript has 22 exons. The record is from RefSeq and is a predicted model, not a curated record. Gene Ontology annotation, cellular component: cytoplasm; membrane; microtubule. NCBI's taxonomy places the organism in Eukaryota, Metazoa, Chordata, Mammalia, Perissodactyla, Equidae.